Molecule: messenger RNA, 3794 nt
Organism: Polyodon spathula (Mississippi paddlefish)
Lineage: Eukaryota; Metazoa; Chordata; Actinopteri; Acipenseriformes; Polyodontidae
Product: neurocan core protein
Exons: 4
Coding region: 1-426 (141 amino acids)
Source: RefSeq, a predicted model, not a curated record
AUGACGGGAGACAAGAAGAAGAAAAAGCGGCUGGCCCGCAGCAAUCUACUGGCCAAGAAAAUUAUUAUAAAAGACGGAGGGACUAUGCUCAAUCUGUGUCUCUCUCUCUCUGUCUCAGUGCUGUGCGGGACGCCCCCAGCUGUGGAGAAUGCCUUCCUGAUUGGUCGGAAGCGAGCGCACUAUGACAUCCACUCUGUCGUGCGGUACCAGUGUGCCGACGGGUUCCUGCAGCGCCACGUUCCCACCACCAAGUGCCGCAGCAACGGCAAGUGGGACCGGCCCAAAAUCAUCUGCACUAAAUCGCGGAGAGCCCACCGGUCGCGGCGCCACCACCACAAGUCCCGACGCGAGAGGAGAAAACACAAGAAGCACUCCUCCAGGGGGCACAGGGAGGAAGACAAUGACGACAGCCGGAACUACUUCUGAACAAAACAAAAAACAAAACACUGCAGAACGUGAAGGAAUUGAACCCUCUGCCCGUGACCCUGAGACUCCCACCAUCCCCAACCCCAGAGAGAGUGCCAGGAGACUGAAGGAGCAUGAUAUCCAGCUCCUGCUAGGCCUCAAAGGCCCUCUCUCCUUAACAGGGAUUCAAAUUAGAAUUAUGGCAGCACUUUUGUCAGCUUUAAAUAUGUACCAAAAAAAAGGUGUUUGGACAUUUGCAGUAAAUUAUACAGUAUUCACAGUGUUUUGCUAUUUUGUACUAUUUAAGAAGCUGUUAAGACAGAGGUCAUAAUUCCAAUUGAAUCCCAGUCCCUCCCCCCUCACCAGUGUAAUUAAUCUCCUGGCUUGGUUUUAUCCAGGCCGCUUUUCUGAAGUGUUAUCAUAGCCCCUCAAAUAGGGGCUGUUUUUUGUUUAUGUGUUUGUUUUAUCUCAAUUUUUUAAAGGUGAUCUUGUUAAGGUUUUAAACCAGGUUCCGCACGUGGGCAUUCCGUUGCGUGCUCCAGCAGAAAGCGUUAUUUUUUAACGAAUUCAACUUUUCGAUAAAGUGUUUGUAAUAAAAAUAGAAGACGUGCUUUGUGUCACUUCGUUUGUAAGAACCGCGCUAGUGUUUAAAUGUCGUGUUUGUGUUCGGCCUGCCGCACAGUCCAGCUGAAUAAACCCUAAUUAACUAUGUGAGUACUUUUUUUAAAAUGUAUUUAUUUUUCAUCACUGCUUCCCUCAUGAUUGUGUUGCUGAACUUCAAGAAUCCAAGACAGAGGCUGUCGUUGAUCCUAAAUAUUCUUAAAGAUACGAAAGUGUGUUAAAAAGUUCAACUCUGCAGUGAUAAGGGAGCCCAGAAGUGAUUACUACACUAAAGCGAAAGAGAGCUUUUGGUGGGGGGUGGGGGGUAUUUAAAACCUUUGCAAGAAAGCCUUUAGAUUUUACCAACCACUCAAAAUAAGAAAAAAAGGAGAAAUUAGGUUUGUAAAUGCUCUUAUAAUAAUAAUAAUAAUAAUAAUAAUAAUAAUAAUAAUAAUAAUAAUAAUAAUAAUAAUAAUAAUAAUAAUGCUGUGUGUUGUUUGCUUCCUAUGUUCUAUGUUUGGUGGCACGUAACUAUAAAGGACGCAGUUUGUUUUGCGAUUCCCCAAGGUUCAUUCUUACACAGAAUAUUUUUUUCUGAUGACCACGAAAAGGGAACACCAGAAAGUCUGGCACAGCAAGACUCAUCUCUUGCUGGCAUACACAAGAAAUUAUUCCAACUGUUCUUUUUUUUUUUUUUUACCUACACAGUGAAGUAAUGAACGGGGGAGUUGGAGGCUCUAGUUUGUCAUGUCUCGUCAGGAUUUCUUGAACGAAGUUAUGAUUCACACACAGGCUCCGCUUCUCAGCUGAAUUCGACAGCCUUGACAGAGCCGAGCAGCUAAAGGGGAGUCUACUAAUUACUCUUUACAUCACCCGCGGAUGUGCUAAAAGUGGCGGCAGCUUCCUUGUAGAUCAGCCUGCAAGAUCUGUAGCAGUCCGCCUCAAUUAUUCAAUCAGAACUUUACAAAAUGAUUCAAGUGGCCUGGUUACAGGGCGGAUUUGAGUAACAUAUACCCUGCAUAAACCCCAGCUGGAUUUCCAUUGCCAGGGACUCCUCUUGGACUGCAUCAACCACUUGGGGAAAUCGUGGAGAAAAUUGAGGAUGAUUCCCCAGUACUGUAGAGCAAUCUAUACAACAGAGCUGUGGUUUAUCAGGGUAUUGGUUAAACAAAUAGACCCCUUAGGGGUACAUGGAUAUGUGUAUCCCCACAGUCACUGUGUGCACAAUUGUGCCGCGUUCAGUUUCUUGUCUGUGUGUCUUUUUUCAACAUAGAGUUCACAUAAACUGUUUUUAAAAUUCUAAAAAUGGCAGCAGCAGAGUUUGUUGUCAAAAAUCCAUUUUGAAUCAUUUCAGCUGAUAAAGCACUUUCAUGCUUGCGUAAAUCCGAUUUAUUUUCCACUUUGUGAAGGCUCCUCAAUUAUCUAGUCUGAAGCUUAAUACUUAAUAUAUGCUGGAGCCUUAUUGCCUGGUAUUUAGGGCUCUAUUCAUUCUCAUUCCGAGGAUUGUUUUUUUUUCCUGAACAGCAGCAUGGAUACGAAGCCCUGAUGUAAAUCCAUCUUCAGAUCCUCCUCCGCGACAACAAGACAACGCUGUUAAGGAGCGCACCUUGGCACCAAAGCCCUGGUUUAACGAUAAAGAUUUUUCUUGGGAGUCAAUUAAAUCCCAUUAAAUUCCUGUCAUAGUAACAUGCUGCUGCUUUCUGGCACUCUGAAGCCAUAGGGGUUUCAGUUUGACACGUUCAGUUUUGACAAAUGUCGCGGCUGUUCCCUUCAAUGCGGGUCAUGGUACAUUGCCUGUAGACACAUGGCCGUUUUGCUGACCAUCAUUAAAGUCGUUUUCUCUGCUCCCCCUGCUUGUCGUGGAGUUGAGGCUGCUGUAUUAUUCGUUUAUUUGCUUCUUGUGUAAGCAGCACUGGAACAUUUUCGAUGGCGUUUGUAAAAAGUCUCAUCCCUUUUAUAAUAUUUUUAAUGCGCUGUUAAUAACGAGUGGUAACGAAUUACUUGACAAUAGGGGGGGUGACCCCUUUAAUGAAACGUGGGAGCCAGCGUUACCUACAAAACUCACAAUAGCUUAUACUGUGUGUGUCGCUGUAUAUUACCGUGCGUUUAAAAUUUUCAUUAAAAAAAAAAAAAAAAAAUCUUGACGUGUUUGUUAUUUAUCCACGAGCUCUUGAUAUUCAUAUGUAUCAAUGUUAUGCAUUAUAUUGUUAUUGUUGUUAUUUAUUCUUUACGAAAUAAUAAAACAUCUUAAUUGACUCGAUUGAAGAGUCCGUAUCAGACACGACUUCUACCUUUACAUGCAGAAAGUCCUGGUAUUUAAAAAAAAAAAUGCCCACAUUUUCAGCCGUGAUAAGAAACGUCAAGCAGGUGCGUUCCAAGUGCCGUUCCAGGGCUCCCUUCUCUUGUCCUAGUUUCCUGUGUGUUUGUGUUGCUCUCUUUACCGUGUAGCUGUUUUGCAGUGUGCUGUGAGAUACUCUUGUUUUGAACACUGUGGACCUCUGUAUCGUUUCUCUGGUUUUAAUUUUUUUUUUUUUUUAACUGUUCCCCGAGUCUGUAACUGCAUCCCUUUCUUUUAUAUAACGAAAAAAAAACAAAAACAUUUCUAAUCUUUUUAAAGAACAUUUGGAUUUGUCUGACACUGGAUCCACACUGCCUAAAUUAUGAAGCAGUUUGAAAAUGUGUUGUGCUUUUUCAUUGUGCAUUAUUUUGGUUAUUGGGGAAAUGGGUAAAAAAAAAUUAAUUAAAUGUGCCUGUCCAACUAAUCUAUUUUUGUCAGUUGACUAAUUUUG